GGACUGGGAGGGACUGGGAGGGAACUGGGAGAGCCACGAGUUCAGCCACGAGCCCAGCCUCAACUGGGUACGGACUGGGAGGGACUGGGAGGCACUGGGAUGGACUGGGAGAGUCACGAGUUCAGCCGUGAGCCCAGCCUCAACUGGGUACGGUCUGGGAGCAACUGGGAGGGACUGGGAUGGACUGGGAGGGACUGGGAGAGCCACGAGUUCAGCCGCGAACCCAGCCUCAACUGGGUAUGGACUGGGAUGGACUGGGAUGGAUUGGGAGGGAACUGGGAUGGACUGGGAGGGACUGGGAGAGCCACGAGUUCAGCCAUGAGCCCAGCCUCAACUGGGUACGGACUGGGAGGGACUGGGAUGGACUGGGAGGGACUGGGAGAGCCACGAGUUCAGCCACGAGCCCAGCCUCAACUGGGUACGGACUGGGAUGGACUGGGAGCAACUGGGAUGGACUGGGAGGGACUGGGAGAGCCACGAGUUCAGCCGCGAGCCCAGCCUCAACUGGGUACGGACUGGGAGGGACUGGGAGGGACUGGGAGAGCCACGAGUUCAGCCGCGAGCCCAGCCUCAACUGGGUUGUGAACGCUGUGAACUGCAGCCUGUUCUCGGCCGUGCGCGAGGAUUUCCCGGUUGUUUCCCGUGUCCCUGAUUCCCGUUUCCGGUUGUUUCCGGUACAGGUUGUUAACGCUGUGAACUGCAGCCCGGUUGUUUCCCGUGUCCCUGAUUCCCGUUUCCGGUUGUUGUUUCCGGUUGUUGUUUCCGGUACAGGUUGUGAACGCUGUGAACUGCAGCCUGUUCUCGGCCGUGCGCGAGGAUUUCCCGGUUGUUUCCCGUGUCCCUCAUUGCCGGUUGUUGUUUCCGGCUGUUGUUGUGAACGCUGUGAACUGCAGCCCGGUUGUUUCCCGUGUCCCUCAUUCCCGUUUCCGGUUGUUUCCGGUUGUUGUUUCUGGUACAGGUUGUUAACGCAGUGAACUGCAGCCUGUUCUCGGCCGUGCGCGAGGAUUUCCCGGUUGUUUCCCGUGUCCCUGAUUCCCGUUUCCGGUUGUUUCCGGUUGUU
Poecile atricapillus (Black-capped chickadee) is the source of this 1060-nucleotide messenger RNA. RefSeq names its product MAF1 homolog, negative regulator of RNA polymerase III (gene MAF1). The transcript has 6 exons. Gene Ontology annotation, cellular component: nucleus. Bases 180 to 974 code for a protein of 264 amino acids. Gene Ontology annotation, molecular function: RNA polymerase III core binding. The record is from RefSeq and is a predicted model, not a curated record. Gene Ontology annotation, biological process: negative regulation of transcription by RNA polymerase III. NCBI's taxonomy places the organism in Eukaryota, Metazoa, Chordata, Aves, Passeriformes, Paridae.